AUGGAGCCAGCCAGCAAGCGCUUGAACGCUGACGCCGUCGUAAGUGUCGAGAUGCCGCCGGACGUGGUGUGGGAGGUCCUGCUGCGCGUCCCGGCCAGGGCGCUCUGCCGCGGCCGCGCUGUCUGCCGGUCGUGGCGCUCCCUCCUCUCCGACCCAGGCUUCAUCAAGGCGUACGCUUCCAGGCGCCCGGGCCUCAUCCUCGCCCUGGCCGCGAACGGCGACCGCGUCGACAUGGUGGACCUGUUGUCCGGCGACGUCGUCCAGAGGAUAGACGUCCCGGUGGAGGACGUCAGCGCGCCGCACGGGUACCCUGGCCCGCCGUACCUUUUCCGGUCCAAGAACAACGUCAUCCGCGUGAUCGACCCUGAGACCUGCGCUUUCUCCACCUUGCCCUCCGACGACCUCGAUAAAGGCCCACGCUGGCGCUGCGACUAUGAGACGUGGGCCUGCUACACGGUCGGGGUCGCCGCCUCCGCCGGCAAGCGCAAGGUGCUCUGUGUGGUCACCCGCCGCGAUUGCAAGAGCUGGCUCGUCGAGCAGUACUGCCACGUGUUCACCCUAGGAGACGACCGCUACGGGCGCUGGAGACGGAGGCCGAGCCCGCCAGCCCGCGUCUGGUUCGACUCCCGCAUACACGAUGUUGUCAUCCAGGGGGUCGUUUACUUCUUGGCGGACCAGUACGACCCCAACUCUCCCGAUCCCGACAUGAACCACGUCGCGUCGUUCGACCUGAACACGGAGGAGUGGAGGCCGGCGACGCUUCCAGGCCCACCGUCGAUCGAUACCAGCGACGAGGAUUGCAUCAUGAUAUUGGCGACGCUCAAUGGCAGUUUGUGUUGA
This is a messenger RNA of Aegilops tauschii subsp. strangulata, 840 nucleotides long. Its product is annotated as putative F-box protein At1g47790. The record is from RefSeq and is a predicted model, not a curated record. Gene Ontology annotation, molecular function: protein binding. NCBI's taxonomy places the organism in Eukaryota, Viridiplantae, Streptophyta, Magnoliopsida, Poales, Poaceae.